Motacilla alba alba is the source of this 3158-nucleotide messenger RNA. Its product is annotated as spidroin-2-like. Gene Ontology annotation, molecular function: RNA cap binding. Gene Ontology annotation, cellular component: nuclear cap binding complex. Gene Ontology annotation, biological process: mRNA cis splicing, via spliceosome. NCBI's taxonomy places the organism in Eukaryota, Metazoa, Chordata, Aves, Passeriformes, Motacillidae. The record is from RefSeq and is a predicted model, not a curated record.
UUACAGUUACUCCUGUGAGAAUCGUGGUUUUAUUUCAAGUUUCUAAUCAAGCGCUUAAAGUGACAAUCUUCACAGCAUUGUGGGUGAUUAUAAAGUGAGUCUGCUUGUUCCUGAGAACCGUGGGACGGUAUACUGUCUUUGAAAUGGAAAUCCAUGAAACCGAUGAGGAGCAGCUUUCCCGUGUUCAUGCUUUCCCGAGGAGUCGCUCCAGGCCCCGCGAUGAGGAACGCACCGUCCAGUCCGCAGCUCGCCAUCCACAGUCCGGCCACGGCCGGGCUCCGCAGCGGCUGCGGGGCCCCGCUGUCACCUGCUCCCGGGGCCCUUCCCGCGCCGGUUCCAACGCGCUCCGUGCGCUCGGCGCAGGGAAGCGGCGGCGGUUCCCGUCUCCUCCCCGGCGCUGUCCGCAGCUGUCUCCCGCUCCAAGCGGCGAUCACGGCGCCGAUCCGGGGCGGCCGCCGCGGCCCGGCCCGCGCGGCCACGGCCACCCCCGCGCGCGGGCGCCGUCCUUGAGCUCGGCCAGGAAGGCGUCGCGCAGGCGAAGCAGGCGCGGAGCCAGGUCGCGCUGGCCGCGGGUGAGGGCGCUGGCGGUGACCCGGGCGGCGGCGCGGAUGGGCCGCGACUCCGAGAGCCGCUCCACGAGCCGCGGGCUGGAGAGCAGCAGCAGCAGCGCCCGCAGCAGCGCCAUGGCCGCCGCUCUCGCGAGACCCGACGCCCGAGCGCCCCCGCCGCGGGGCGCCCCGCGGCUCUCGCGAGAGGUGCCGCACGCCCCGCCCCGCCGCGCUCUCCGGAGCCGCGCACCGCCUCGCCAUUGGCUGCGCGCCCGGCCGCCGCGGGGCGCGUGCGCGGGGCGCGGGAAGGCGGGGAGGGGCCCGGGCCGGGCCGUGUCCGUUCCUUCUGGGCUGGGCUGGCCUCUGCCGGGUCGGGCGGUGUCGGUCCGUUCUGGGCUGGGCUGGCCUCGCCUCGGCCGGGCCGGGCGGUGUCGGUCCCUUCUGGGCUGGGCUGGCUUCGGCUGGGCCGGACCGGGCCGUGUCGGUCCGUUCUGGGCUGGGCUGGCCUCGGCCGGGCCGGGCGGCACCGCCAUGAGUUCCGGCGGCACGCUGAGCAUCCUGCGCAGCGACUCCUACGCCGAGCUCAGCCAGUACCGGGACCAGCAUUUCCGGGGGACGCGAUACGACCAGGAGCGGCUGCUGAGGAAGAGCUGCACGCUGUACGUGGGGAACCUCUCCUUCUACACCACGGAGGAGCAGAUCCACGAGCUCUUCGGCAAAAGCGGCGACAUUAAGAAGGUCAUAAUGGGGCUGGACAAAGUGAAGAAAACCGCCUGCGGCUUCUGCUUCGUGGAGUAUUAUGCCAGAGGAGAUGCUGAAAAUGCAAUGCGAUACAUCAACGGGACCAGACUGGAUGACAGGAUCAUAAGGACAGACUGGGAUGCAGGGUUUAAGGAGGGUAGGCAGUAUGGCCGUGGACGAUCAGGGGGGCAGGUCCGAGAUGAGUAUCGGCAAGACUAUGAUGCUGGAAGAGGUGGCUAUGGCAAAACUGUUCAGUGCCAGUGACUCCUCAGCCUCACAAGAGAACCAAAUCUGCAUAGUCAAUGUCCCCAGGCACAAAGCAGGUCUGUUACACACAGUUCACAGAAACUCCUAUCCACAUUCCUGUGAGCACUUCCUAUGUUCAAUACCUCUUUAUUUUGGUACCAGGAUCCAAAGCAUUGCAGAGGACCUGGGAGCAAGGCUUUAAGCAUUGGAAUGCUGAGGCUUUGGUCUCGAAAUGCUGCUAUAACUUACUGAAAGGAGCAAAGAUGUAAUGUUAUGGUGCUUUUUUUGUUCUCUGGCAAAACUUGAUUAUUCUACUGGAUUUUGUUUACAUUGGGAUCACAGGGUGGAGAGCAGGGAUAAAGGAUGAUUGGUGGGUGUUUUAGAGGAAAGCAAAAGGCAAAGAGCCUGAAAAGGAUGUGGAAUUUAUAAGGAAAUUUUUCAAUUUCUAGAGAAGACUUUUGAAUUGCAGAUUUUUCUGGCAUUACUGGAUUGGCAUCCUUUUCCUUUGAUGAUGUUCCUAGAAGAUUUGCAUGAGCAGCCAUAAUAAAACAAAUUAGAUUGAGUUCAGGAAUCACAAAGUGAGAAGCAGCUGAGCAGAGAGCAUGGAAUAGACCUCUGCUGUCUUCUACAAAGUACAGCUGUGAUUGCAUGACAGAGAAGAACAAAUACAAUAAUUACAGUACUAUUAUUUCACUGUUUGAGUAUUAGUAUUUUGCCCCAUCUGGUAUAUCUCUACAGCCUUAAUAUUUGAGGGCAGUAUCUUCCCUGUGCCUGUAGGGGUUGCAUGAAGCCAAGUUACCCCCAAAAUGGGAUGUUUGAGGAACCGGGUUUAUAAUGAGAAAGUUUCUUCCCAAAACACGUUUUCUGUUUGAGAAACUUGAUUUCAGACAACUUAAAAAUAGAAAUAAAAGAGUUUUGGGAGAAGUUUUGCUUUCUACUGAGCAUGUGGUAAAAAUGGUAAAAGGAUUUCAGGAUUGUGUAGCUUGUUGUGUUUUGGUUUUUCUCUUUCCUGCUGGAUCCUAUUCGUACUGCUUGUUGAUAUGUUGGAAUUUUGAUAUACUGCAGACGUAGGUUUAAAAAAUGUGAUCCCAAAAUCAAGGAAGUUGACCUGCUGAAAUGAAGUAGUUUAAAAAGAACUGUGGCAGGGCUUUGAAAUUUGUUCAUGGACUUCUGAGUUCCAUGUAAAUGGCAAUUACUAAAAUUUUGUGCAAUACCUUGUUGUCCAUGACUCGUUAUAAACUUUCAAAGAUGUACAAAAGUUAACUUUACUCACUAAAGGUAUUGUAGGAAAUUUUGAUGUGUUUCUUGUAUACAGUUAAUCACAGCUGUUACUGUAAAUUGGAAAAUGAGUGAGAUUGAGCAACUCCUUACUUAAGAGGUGUGGGUUUGAGGUUUUUUGGCAUGUUGAGUAAAACUAGACUUUUGGGAUCACUUGGUGCUGGUCUGCAAAUAAGCUUUGAAUAAAAUUACCUUUUCCAAUAUAGAACAUUAGACUAUGAGUUUACAGCCUGUAAUCUGCUCUAGAACACUGCUGAAGUUUAUUUUUCAUUGUAUCAGUUUUGUAUUAAAUAUAUGUUACCAAAAAUUCUAAAGUCUCUUUUAAAUAAAGCUGCAACAUUAAAA